UAAAAUCAUAAAAUAAUUUUUAUCCACUUGCGACUUAAAUAUUUCCGAAAAAUAAUAUACUUUUUUAAUAAAACUUGUUUUCCAACAAAAAUACAAAAUAUAAAUCAAUAUCAUAAUUGUUUAUAAUUAUUUUUUAUAAAAAUAUAACAUUAUCACUAAGUUUUAUUAUAUAAUAUUUUUGAUAUUUGAAUAACAUCACUAUUUAUUCUAAAAAUCAUUAAAAACAAUUUAAAAGGACCUUGAAAUUAUUGAUAAAACAUAAGCUUAGAUAAUACAAAAAACAUCUAUGAAAAAUUUAAACAAAGAUAAGUAAAGAUAUAAUUUAAUAUCUUAGAAAAGCUUACUCUGCAAUACAUUUUGACAAACAAAUAGAAGAAAAAUCUUUAAAUACUAAAAAAUUUCGCGAAAAUUUCAAAAAAAGGACUGGAUAUCCUACACAUUUUCUUGCACUCCCACUAAGAUCAAAAUCUCUUGAAAAAUCAAUAGCAGAAAUAAAAAAGUUACUCAUUAAUGAAGUACCAUUAUCAAUAUUCAGAGACUAUUUACUUGCACAUUUGACAAUUUGUACUCUUCGACUUCCCUCAGAUAAAGAAAUAGAAAGCUCUCUUUCUCUUUUAUAUUCAUUAAAAGAUGAAGUAUCAAAGUUUUCAAAUAAUAAGAAAAUUCACAUACGAUUCAGAGGAUUAGGUACAUUUCCCGAGGAGCCUACAAAUUGCAGAGUGGUAUAUUUAAAACCUAGCCUUAAAGAAUCAUCUCCAGCACUUUUUCCUCUCUGUGAAUUUCUUAUGAAAAAAUUUGUUGAUGCAAAAUUUAGUGACUCUAAUCUUUUAGUGCUUCAUUCAACAAUUUUAAAUACUCGCUAUGAGAAAAGUUAUGCAAAAGAAAAAAAAUCAAUUAAUGCAUCAUUUCUUAUGGAAAAAUUUCCUUCCCAUUUUCUUUUUGGAGACGUUACAGUUGAUAAAAUAUGUAUUUUUAAAAUGGGUGCACGUAAGACACAAAAUGGACUAAUAUAUGAAAGUAUCGGCGAAGUAAAUAUGUUAUAGAUAUAGCAUAUAAUAUGAUUCUACAUCAUUCAUCAUACUAGAAAUAGGCACGAAGCUUCCAAAUCCAAAAAAUUGCAUUUACAGUAUUUAUUUCCAAUGGAAUAGCGGUACUUUUUUCAAACACAAGAGUCUUCACCCAUUCAUUCUCAUUAUUGUCAGGAUCAAAUAAUAUAGAAACAUUAAUAACUGGCACUUUAAACUCUUGAUUACAUAUAUUUUCUAAAUACCAAAUUCUGUCAUCAUCAAAUUUGUGUAUAAUACAUCCAAUUUUUUUU
Messenger RNA from Pneumocystis murina B123, 1318 nucleotides. RefSeq lists its product as hypothetical. The record is from RefSeq and is a predicted model, not a curated record. The transcript has 5 exons. NCBI's taxonomy places the organism in Eukaryota, Fungi, Ascomycota, Pneumocystomycetes, Pneumocystales, Pneumocystaceae. Gene Ontology annotation, cellular component: nucleus. Gene Ontology annotation, biological process: DNA alkylation repair; regulation of DNA-templated transcription. The annotation marks the transcript as partial.